Messenger RNA from Varanus komodoensis (Komodo dragon), 828 nucleotides. It is a transcript of the gene TLX2, whose product is annotated as T cell leukemia homeobox 2. Gene Ontology annotation, biological process: animal organ development; regulation of transcription by RNA polymerase II. Gene Ontology annotation, cellular component: nucleus. Lineage: Eukaryota; Metazoa; Chordata; Lepidosauria; Squamata; Varanidae. Gene Ontology annotation, molecular function: RNA polymerase II cis-regulatory region sequence-specific DNA binding; DNA-binding transcription factor activity, RNA polymerase II-specific. The coding region runs from base 1 to 828 and encodes 275 amino acids. The transcript has 3 exons. The record is from RefSeq and is a predicted model, not a curated record.
AUGGAGGCCCCCGGGCUGGGGCGAGGGGAAGCCGUCCGCACGCCGCCCCCGCCGCCCCACGAGCCCAUCCGCUUCGGGAUCGAUCAGAUUCUGGGCUGCCCGCAGCCGCAGGGCAACUGUCUGGCUGCCGUCGGGGCACCGGAGGAGCCGCUGUACAGCGGGGGGUUCGGAGCCGCGGACUACAACCCGGCCUGCUCCCUCGGCGCCUACGGGCUUCCCGGGGCUGCCUCUGCGGGCGGCGGAGGAGUGAUCCGCGUGCCGGCGCACAGGCCCCUUCCCUCGGCGCCCGUCCGUCCGCAGCCGGCAGGAGCAAACCUCACCUUUCCCUGGAUGGAGAACAGCCGGCGGCUGGCUAAGGACCGGGUCACAGCCGCCUUGCCGCCCUUCUCCGUGGCCCGCCGCGUGGGCCACCCCUACCAGAACCGCACGCCGCCCAAGCGCAAGAAGCCGCGGACGUCCUUCUCGCGGGCGCAGAUUUGCGAGCUGGAGAAGCGCUUCCACCGGCAGAAGUACUUGGCGUCGGCGGAGCGAGCGGCGCUGGCCAAGGCCCUCAAGAUGACGGACGCCCAAGUCAAGACCUGGUUUCAGAACCGCCGCACGAAGUGGAGGCGGCAAACGGCGGAGGAGCGCGAAGCCGAGCGCCAGCAGGCCAACCGGCUGAUGCUGCACUUCCAGCAGGAGGCCUUCCAGAAGAGCCUGGGGCAGCCGCUGCAGCCGCACGACCCGCUCUGCCUGCACAACGCCUCGCUCCUCGCCCUGCAGAACCUGCAGCCCUGGGCCGAGGACCACGAGGUCACGUCGGUCUCGGGCGCCGCGGCGCUCGUCUGA